UUGACAGUGUGAUAGUUACAUUGUUCUUAUCCUAUAGUGUUUACACUGUGUAUAGGGUGUGUGGCUCUGGUGGACAAUGUGAACUGUUGUUAGUCUGUGUGAUCUGUCUGUGUUAAACCGUGCAUGUGUGGAUCAGCUGAUUCAGAGCACUUACAGAAACAGCAGUCAAUAAUAAACACGGGGAAUUAAUAAAAACAUUUCUGUAGUUUCUCUUCUAAAUAUCUGAAGAUCCAAAUAUCUUCAUCAAGGCGAUGUGAGUCCGGUUUUUAUUUUAGGCACUGAAAUGCAGGACGAGAGCGAAGGAAAAUUGUCACGGUGGGCUUGGUUGCCCUCUUGGCGUCCUACCUCACCUUCUCUAUUGAAGAAUACAGAGACAAAAAUUCUAGAUCGUGUCCAGAAUGAUCUGUGGGCCAGAUUUGUCUCACUGCCGACUCAGGACCGAAUCUGGACUCUGACGGUCACACAUAAAAGUCUUAGAGAUGCUCCAAAAGCAUCCUCACAGACUCCUCUGGUGAUGGUGCACGGGUUUGGAGGAGGUGUAGGACUGUGGAUUAGGAACCUGGACCCUCUGUGUCAAUCACGUCCUGUUUUUGCUUUUGACCUGCUGGGAUUCGGACGUAGCUCCCGCCCUCGCUUCUCGCUGGACCCAGCCAAGGCUGAGCAACAAUCUGUGAUCGCUAUAGAACACUGGAGACGGGCGCUGGGCCUGGAGAAGGUGAUCCUAUUGGGUCACAGUUUAGGGGGUUACCUAGCAACAUCCUACGCCAUACAGUAUCCGGACAAAGUUCGUCACCUGAUCCUGGUGGACCCCUGGGGUUUCAUGCCCAUGCCUGAAGAGGGAAUGACGGGCUUGGGAUGCCCACGCUGGGUGCAUACGCUCGUCGCUGUGGCGUCUUUCUUCAACCCUCUGGCGAUCAUCCGAGCUGCUGGACCAUGGGGGCCGAAGAUAAUCAGUCGUGUUCGACCAGACUUUAAGAGGAACUUUGAGGAGCUUUUUGAGGACGAUACUAUAAUGGAAUACAUUUAUCACUGCAAUGCACAAACUCCCAGUGGGGAGGUUGGUUUCAAGGCCAUGGCCAUUUCUUUGCUCUGGUCGAAAAGGCCCAUGCUGGACCGGGUUCACCUCCUGCCCCCUGAUCUCCCGGUGACCCUGGUGUACGGAGGCAAGUCGUGGAUGGACAGCCGGACGGGGGAGAGAGUAGCCCAGCUCCGGCCGAACAGCUACACCCGCACGGUGGUGGUGGAAGGAGCUCCUCAUCAUGUUUAUGCUGACAAACCUGAAGCUUUCAAUGCACUGGUGCAGAACAUCUGUGAUGCUGUGGAUUGAACUAUCAUCUUCAGCACUUCUCCCCUGGACUGUGUUGAAUUGUAUUGAAUUGGUUUGGCAUUGUGUUAUGGUGUUUAAGUGAUGCAUAACAUUCACAAAAGCUGGAUAGCAAAAUUGAGGCCAGCAUUUCUUUAUUAAGAUUUUAUAUUUUUUAAGAGGCUAUAUAAGUAUACGUUUUUAAAACCUACAUUUUCUACCCACAAUGCAGUUUUUUGUCUGUGGUAUGUAUUUUAGUAGGUUCCAGACAGUACUAAUCACUGUGUGUUUACAUUACAGAGAGAAGUAUCACAUAUAACACUAUAGUGUUGCAGUACCAACAUAGUGCACUAUUUGCUCAGUACAACACCAUUUGAGAUACACACACACACAAAAUGAAGCUCAGUAGUUCAGGCACUGGAGUAUUAAUCAGAAGGCUGUUGGUAUAAGCCCCACCACUGCCAGGUUGCCACUUCGAGGAUAAGCAAAGUCCUUGGGUUGGGUUGGAUUUGUAUUUGUCAUUAGUGUAGGUUGCUUUGGAUUAAAGUGUCUGCUAUAAAUGAACCUGCACUCAUAAUUAAUAUAAUUAACACACUAGGUUGCUCAGUACAAACCUUUGAUUCAAUCAACCUGUUUUUCAGAUGGAAUCGGCAACUAUUAGUAUUUUACCUCAAAUCAAAUCACUUUAUUGUCGUGUCACAUUAACACAGGUGUGAAAGGUGAGUGAAAUGCUUAGGUGCUCAUACCUCAUGCUUAUAGUGGUUGCAUAUUAAGUACAUACACUAGAUGGCCAAAAGUAUUUGGACACCUGACCAUGAGCUUGUUGGACGUCCCAUUUUAAAAACAAAUGGCUUUAAAAUAGUGACCUCUAUGUGAUUUGUUUAGGACUUUGUGCCCAUUUAGUCAAAAGAGCAUUUGUAUGGCUGGGCAUACUUUAUUUGUUGAGUUUGCUUUGUGCACAGAGGCACAGUAAUGCUGGAACAGAUGAAGGGGUGUCCCAGUACUUUUGUCACUAUAGUGUAUUUUUAUAUUGUGAAGCUGAGACUGUUAGUAUCACAGCUGACUAAUGCACUAGUCCAUCACUGUGGAAAAAGCAUUUUUUUUUUUUUUGUCACAAACAUUGAUCAUUGCUCAUGAUGAACCAGGUUCAGUUGGGUUUUUUAUAUAGUUAAAUCCUAAUUGAUAACACAUUAACUGUCUUUUUGUGUAUUCCAUUUUACACCAGUCAGAAAUGACAAAUGUUUGUUAAAAGCUUUAAAUUAUUUUUAUUGGUUUGUAUGAACAAAUAUGACUGUAAUAUGGUCCUUUA
Molecule: messenger RNA, 2612 nt
Organism: Trichomycterus rosablanca
Lineage: Eukaryota; Metazoa; Chordata; Actinopteri; Siluriformes; Trichomycteridae
Product: (Lyso)-N-acylphosphatidylethanolamine lipase-like
Exons: 8
Coding region: 284-1327 (347 amino acids)
Biological process (GO): lipid homeostasis; phosphatidic acid biosynthetic process
Cellular component (GO): mitochondrion; lipid droplet
Molecular function (GO): phosphatidylcholine lysophospholipase A1 activity; lysophosphatidic acid acyltransferase activity
Source: RefSeq, a predicted model, not a curated record